Molecule: messenger RNA, 3179 nt
Organism: Papaver somniferum (opium poppy)
Lineage: Eukaryota; Viridiplantae; Streptophyta; Magnoliopsida; Ranunculales; Papaveraceae
Product: sister chromatid cohesion 1 protein 1-like
Exons: 21
Coding region: 159-2084 (641 amino acids)
Biological process (GO): replication-born double-strand break repair via sister chromatid exchange; synaptonemal complex assembly; mitotic sister chromatid cohesion
Cellular component (GO): cohesin complex; synaptonemal complex
Molecular function (GO): protein binding; chromatin binding
Source: RefSeq, a predicted model, not a curated record
CUCUAGAGAGGGUUUGAGAGUAGGAUUUUAGAGUUCUUUAAUUUUCUUUGUCUGAAUUUCUUCUGCUACUGCUACUAACUUAUUCAUCACUUAAUUCGAUUUUUAGAGUUUCUUGAUUAUUAUUAAGUUUAUUUCUGAGAAUUGAAAGGUAGAAGAAAAUGUUUUACUCUCAUCAACUACUCGCUAGAAAAGCACCAUUAGGCCAGAUCUGGAUGGCGGCGACUCUGCAUGCGAAAAUCAACAGAAGGAAGCUUGAUAAGCUUAAUUUAGUGAAGAUCUGUGAAGAGAUAUUGAAUCCUUCUGUUCCUAUGGCGUUGAGAUUAUCUGGGAUUUUAAUGGGUGGAGUUGUAAUAGUCUAUGAGAGGAAAGUGAAGCUUCUGCUUGAUGAUGUAUCUCGAUUACUGGUGGAAAUUAAUGAAGCGUGGAAGGUAAAAACAGUUCGAGAUCCAAAUGUACUCCCAAAAGGGAAGAAUCAAGCUAAGUAUGAAAAAGUAACAAUGACGAAAAAUAAUGAUCCAGUAACGAUGGAUACAGCAGAGAUUGAACAAUCCUUAAACUUCUCCAACCAUUACAACGCUGACGAUGAAGCUGGUUAUUUCACCAUGAGGCUGGACCGUAUUGAUGAGCCUUUUACUAAUGAGGAGAAUGCAAGAGAUCCGGAGGAGGAUCAGAAACAUCACCAAGCUGAUAGAGACAACAUCACCUUAUUUGACCCUUUUGAUUCAAACCAGCCAGAGCAACAUCUAUUUAAUCGUUUCGAGAGGUUUGAUAUUGAAGGAGAUGAAGACAUGAAUGCAAAUUUCACUUCACAUGAGCACUCACAGAUGCAUACAACUCUUAUACCUUCCCCGCCACCAGAAAUUCCUGAACCAGUCCCUAUGGAAAUUGAUGACAUGAGAAAUGAACACCCAGAAGGGCCAGAACCACAAAACAAUCAGCAAGCUGACGAACGCAGAGAUGACGUUCAACAGGUGCAAGAGGAUGACGUUAAGCCAGUGAUAAUAAAGGGGAAUACGAGAAGAAGAAAAACGGUCCAGCUUGCUAUGGAUUUCGAACCGAUCAUCGGAGGCUCUGUUUACCAGAGCUGGCUUCAAGACGCCUCCAACCUUGUAGGAAGAAAGAAGAGAGCCAAAUCCAUCACUAGAAUGAAGAUAGCACAGCUCAUGGACAUCCCUCCUGUGGCACUUGUAAUGGGAUUAGCAGGAAAGUAUAGCACAGAGAUCUAUUAUCCAAAGCCUCUGCUAGACCUAUAUAUGAGAAGCAUCCAGAUUCGUCCACCUCGUGAUUCCCCUGCUGGAAAUACUUCAGGACCCCAACCACCUGAACCAGUAUCACCAAUUGAUGGAAAUCCAAUGGAACUGCCUGAUGAAGAUCCGCAGAUUGGUGUUAGGACUCGUUCAAAGCAACGAUCCACUGAGAAGCAAAUGCCCAACCAUCCUGUCCCUGCUGAAGAUUUUCAGAGCGGUGUAGAAUCUCGUUCUAAGCAACCAUCCAUUGAGAAGCAAAUGCAAAUGCCCAACUUAGACAACUUUGAGUUCCCUGUAAAUGAGGCCAGCAUGAUGUUCACUCCUGGACAUUCUGGGGACAAUGAGAGAUCCGCUCCAAGCUCUGGAUCCGGAAAUGGCUUCCUGAACUUAGAACCAGAAGUCCAAUUACAUUCGGGAAGCAGAAAAAGGCAUUCAUCAAGGCACAGUGGAGGGAACCUUGCUUCAGUAGCAGAGGAUAAAAUAUGGGAUCUACCUGAACCUGAUUUCAAGUUCAGAAGAUUCUCAGAAAAUGGGUUCUUACAUGAGAAUGAAACUCUGGUUGAAACUGGACCAACUCCAACCCAACAUCCACCUGCAGACCAGGACCAACCUAUGGACAAGAUCACUGACACAAUCCGAAUGCACCUAAAGACACAUUUUGAAACGCCAGGAGCUUCUCAAGUAGAGUCCCUAGAUCAGCUAGCUAGUGGAGCAGACCGGAAGAAAGCUGCCCAGCUCUUCUACCAAACCUUAGUUCUAGCUACCUUCGAUCACCUGAAGGUUCAGCAAACAGUGGCGUAUGGGGAAAUAUUGAUUUCCAAAGGACCAAAGAUGUGAAGCUGAUCUCCACCAACUUUUAUACUGUCACAUAUCUAUAGUUUCUAUACAAAAAGUUUUACACGCGUGAGAUAUUUAACCCCCGAUGUUCAGAAUAGGUUAACACGAAGAAAGAAAGAUUAGAAAAGGAAGUCUCCUCUCUUACAGAGUGGUGUUCGACGAGUUCUCAGUUUUGUUACCAUAGACUGCUGCUUUAGAUGGUUCUGGGAGACUACCUACUCAGUUUCAGCUUAUUAUUUAUUUUUGCAAAUUUGCUCUGAUUCAAGAUAAUCAAAUUUACAAUGUCAACUCCUUAAAAUGAUUAUCCAACUUUAUAUAUAGUUCUCAUUCAUAUUGCUAUGACUACAUGAUGGUGUGCCGAGAGCGAUCACUAGAGGAAAGCUAAAUUUGCUGAAAGUUUUUCUAAGCAUUACGCAAAGUGGUAAUUGCUUGAGUUUGUCAGACAAAAUCCUCUAGACGAAAGCUAAACUUGCACGAUCAUUCUUGUGCAUCCAGCUAUAAACGAGAUCAGAGAUACUGAGAGUUGAAUGAAUGUCUGCUCUGAGACUAGAAAGUUCGGUAUGAACAUUAACAUAUACAAUUUGGUCUUUGAAACUAAGAUUACAAGUUUGCAAAAGCUUAAAUUUACUCCUAGUUUUACCUGUAGAGACCUUGGAUUAUGAACUCGGCUAAUGCUUAGACCUUGCCUAGGUGCCAUGGUUAUUUGAAAGCUACUUCCUCCAUGUUCCCUUAUUCCCUUAAAUCCCUAACGUAUUUAUGGUACAGUAUUAUAUAUUAAGAAUUAAAACUAUUUUGUUUCACAAUAUCUGGAAAAUGUGUACUCCCUCCGUUUCAGGUUGAAAAAGUGAAAGUAUCACUUUUCCUGAAACGGAGGUAAUGUCUUUUGUUGUUAGCGUAUACAAUCAGAGUGUUUCAUAAACCAAUUUGCACAUUAAGAAAACCAUUAGUGGAAUAAGCAUUGAAAGCAAGAAAUUGACAUCAGAUUGAUGUUUCACAAAAGUGACAAAGUAAAUACUAAUAUCAAGGAACCUACGUAAAGUAAGUCAAUACUGAAGGAACAGAAAGGAGUCUUAACUCUAAUAGAAGGUGCUAAAG